AUGUCUGAACCAACGAGCCAAACGACUAUCAGUCCCCACAACCAGCAGCCCCUUGUUACUCGCUCAUACCCUUCGCAGGAUGAGUUGAGCGUCGCCAUUCAACGCUCCGCGGCAGCCCAGAAAGUAUGGGCCCGUGCGCCGCUGCAGGAGAGGAUCGCUGUUGGCAAGAGGUUCAUGGAUGAGUUUCGCAACAUGAUAACCGAGAUUCCGACGGAGUUGACUCUGCAGAUGGGCCGACCAGUCUCGCAGGGGGCAGGAGAAGUACGGGGGACCCUCGAGCGUGCAGAGUACAUGCUUUCCAUUGCAGAAUCCUGCCUCACCGACGUCUCCCUGGAGGACACAGACAAGCCCGGCUUCCGGCGAUUCAUCCAGCGCACGCCUCUCGGCGUCGUCCUUGUCAUUGCACCGUGGAACUACCCGUACCUCACCUCAAUCAACUCCGUGCUCCCUGCGCUCAUUGCCGGGAACGCCGUCAUCCUCAAACCAUCUCCCCAGACGCCCCUCACGGCAGAGCGUUUCUCCCUCGCGUGGACGCGCGCCGGCCUCCCUCAGGACCUCCUGCAGGUCAUCCACCUCUCGCCGUCGCUGACGUCAUUUGCAGUCCAGCACCCCUCCGUCGCGUUCGUGUCGUUCACGGGCAGUGUUCCUGGAGGACGCGCAGUCGACCAAGCGGCGGCGAGUGCGAAAGAUUUCAAGGGCGUCGCUCUGGAGCUCGGAGGGAAAGACCCGGCUUAUGUUCGUGCUGAUGCCGACCUCGAGUACACAGUCGCAGAGCUGGUCGAUGGUGCGAUGUUCAACUCCGGGCAGAGCUGCUGCGCCAUUGAGCGGAUCUAUGUCCACGAGUCAUUGUUCGACCCGUUCGUCGCGAAGUUCGUCGAGCUGGUCAAGCAAUACAAACUGGGCGACCCGACGCAACCCGGCACCAACCUCGGACCCGUGGUCAGCGUCGCAAGCGCAGAGAGGAUUCGCAGACAAGUCGCAGAUGCCAUCAAAGCGGGCGCGAAGGCCCUGAUCCCCGAGAGUCUCUUUUCCGUCGCCCAGGCCGGCACAGCAUACGUCGCACCGCAGGUCUUGAUCGAUGUCGACCACACCAUGGACGUCAUGAUGGAAGAGACGUUCGGGCCCGUGGUCGGGAUCAUGAAGGUCUCAUCUGACGAGGAAGCGAUCCGGCUCAUGAACGACUCGCCGUAUGGCUUGACGGCCUCCGUCUGGACCAACGCACAAGCCAACGCGCAGUCGGAAGCUGCAUUCCUGACGAUCGCCGACGAGCUGUCUACUGGCACCGUCUUCUUGAACAGAUGCGACUACCUUGACCCUGCACUCGCCUGGACAGGAGUCAAGGACAGCGGACGCGGAGUCAGUUUGAGCAAGUUCGGCUAUGAUCAACUCACGAGAGCGAAAUCCGUGCACAUGAAGAUCAGGACGUGA
Molecule: messenger RNA, 1428 nt
Organism: Postia placenta MAD-698-R-SB12
Lineage: Eukaryota; Fungi; Basidiomycota; Agaricomycetes; Polyporales; Adustoporiaceae
Exons: 15
Coding region: 1-1428 (475 amino acids)
Molecular function (GO): aldehyde dehydrogenase (NAD+) activity
Source: RefSeq, a predicted model, not a curated record